Molecule: messenger RNA, 1788 nt
Organism: Paracoccidioides lutzii Pb01
Exons: 2
Coding region: 1-1788 (595 amino acids)
Source: RefSeq, a predicted model, not a curated record
AUGACGUCGCAACCCGAGAUGCUUCCUGUAGUGGACUACAUUUCUGCAGUUGUGACUGCUUAUCUGGAUGCUUCAAAUUUGGUCGGGCACAUUAAGCAACACAGCAACCGACAGUUGUCUAAAGAUGCUCUGGCAAGCUUGGAAAACUCCCUCGCCCUCGGACCCCCCAUAGUACAAGGCCAAUAUGGUUUAGAUGUCAAGGCUAUUGGCCAAACAUAUGAGGACGGGGAUGAGACCGCUCGAGAAAAUAUGAAGCUAAUUCUGGGAAAUCUGCAAGAUACCUUGCUUGUCGGGCUCAAGCGGACUUUGAUGGGCAAUCUCGAUUUGGACUUUGACACCUUGCAAGCAUCCUCCGACAACGGUCGGAUUGGCUCGAUAAUCUGCUUGAGCCAGUUGGGUAAACGCCUCGGACCCAGCAUUUCGAAUCCAAAUUUGUCGAUCAUUUCCACCCCUGAACAUGGAGCCGUGGAAACCCCAUCCCACAAUGACUUGUCAAAUCCGGAAUCUUCACAAAGCUCAGUAGCGCAAAGCGCAUUCUCUGGAGAUGCAAGAAGCCAUUCUGCAUCUUCCCGCUCGCCAACCACGGAGUCGGAAAAUAUGUCAACCCCUUCUGAUAUCGCCAAUCCAAUGAUUCCGGAAGGAAGUGUCAGCUCUUCUGCCCAUCGGCGAUCCCUUCGCUUUAGGUCGAAACCACCCGUUGAGCUACCAGCCAAUGAAAUCGACACGAUUGAUUGGGACCCCGAGCUGUGCAUUGCAAAUAGAAACAAUGUGACUCAAUGCCCCAUAUUGACAGUAAGGGAAGCUAGUGAUGAACUGGAGGAUCUAUAUAGUGUUGAUGCAAUGGCACCAGAAUCCCUAGGCCCAAGGAGUUUCCCCUUUGAAGACCAGAAGGAGUUCCAUCGUCUAAAGAACGAAUCUCGGCAUAAUAAUUGGCGCAAAGAAGUUAAUAAUACGCUUGAAUAUCCCCUGCAAACUCAACCUGGCAGAUUACCAUCUGCUCCCGCACCAAAUGUGUGGGGGUUUGGACAUCUCUACUCGUCCCCGCCAGGCGAUAUGCCUAGAUCCAUUUUUUUGUCGACCCCGAAAUCCAAUAAUUUUCUACAACACAGGCGACGACCAGAAUGCCCGCCAAGAUCUCCCAGCACGAGCACAUCUACCAUCGAAAACGACUCUCCUCCUAAUUUCUAUCUACCCAGCGAAGAGAACAACUUUGCCGGCUUCUGCAAAGGCGCAUGGAGAAUGCAAACAGGAAUGGGGAAAGCGAUACGAUCCGAGCAACGGCCGUCGGGGAUGUUUUCGCAAGACCUCUUCUGGCGCUGUACCAAAUGCAAUUUCGAAGGUCCCACGGACCUCUUCUCCGAUAACCUUCCAACCACAAUGAUGCAGGCACCCAGCUUCUCCUGCACCACUCCUCUCGACAAACCAUCCCGCUCCUUUGACCAGCGCGUCCGCGUCCAUCAGGAGACGGGCAUCCGAUACCGCUGGGCGUUCCUAGCCAAAUCGCAUGUCUUUUGCCGGAAAGUCCCACCAAUCACUGACGGGUCGACAUGUAGCUAUGGCUGCAUAUACUGUUGCACUGAGCAGCGGAGUUCUGCGCCCGUAUUUGGGAAUGUUAACUCGUUUAUGAAGCAUUUGCGGACACACGAUGGAAGCUAUAUGCGUGGACAUACCAAGGCGCCGGACCAGGAGUUGCUAAACCGAACGAAAUGUAUUAUGGGUAGGGCAGCGCGUGACUGGGAGGAGUUUGAUAUUAACAUUCCGCCAUUUGUGGCGGAGGUCCAGGGGUAG